Molecule: messenger RNA, 888 nt
Organism: Boeremia exigua
Lineage: Eukaryota; Fungi; Ascomycota; Dothideomycetes; Pleosporales; Didymellaceae
Product: pyrroline-5-carboxylate reductase-like protein
Exons: 2
Coding region: 1-888 (295 amino acids)
Biological process (GO): L-proline biosynthetic process
Molecular function (GO): pyrroline-5-carboxylate reductase activity
Source: RefSeq, a predicted model, not a curated record
AUGACGAACGGGGAAAGCAACACUCUAGCGGUGCUCGGAUGCGGUGCGCUUGGCACCGCCAUUCUCUCGGGCAUACUUGCUUCUAUGGCAGAUCAGAGAGCCGAUGAUUCGGGUCGCCUGUUUACGAAUUUCGCUGCCUGUGUGCGUCGCAAAGAGACCGGUGCUGCUGUUAGUGAUAAGAUCAGUUCGCACGCCAAUGCGAACAAAGUCGAGAUAUUGAACAAGGAAAAUCUACGGGGCGUCAAGCAAGCAGAUGCUGUUCUCUUAGCCUGCCAACCGCACCUAUACAAAGCUCUAUUCGACGAGCCAGGGAUGCGAGAGGCACUGAAGAAGAAACUGAUCAUCAGCGUGCUGGCUGGCGUUACCACAGCACAACUCGAAGCAGCGCUGGGGAAUGGUGAGGAUUACUUUGUGAUCCGAGCUAUGCCAAAUAUCGCAUGUUUUGUACGAGAUUCUGCAACCGUCAUCGAGAAGCCUCAGCGAACUUUCCCAGAGGCCUUGCUUCACGUCACCGACACCGUCUUCAAAGCCGUGGGCAGCGUCUUUUACAUCCAACCAUCUGCCUAUGACAUAUGUACUGCUCUCUGUGGUUCAUCGCCCGCAUUUCUUGCAGUAUUUAUUGACUCUAUGGUGGAUGGUGCGGUAGCCAUGGGGCUAAGUCACAAGGACGCAGUCGACAUGGCGGCCUACACAAUGAGGGGAGCUGCCAGUUUGGUGCUAGAGAGCGGCAAUCCUUGGACGAUACGACACCAGGUGGCGUCACCUGGAGGCUCGACCAUGCAGGGUCUGCUGGCACUUGAACAAGGAAAUUUGAGAUCGACUAUCUCCAACGCGUUGAUGGUCGCCGCGAAAGAAGCAAAAAAGCUGGGGUCGAAAGAAAACGCGUAG